GUCGGUUUUACGAGUGGAAUGGUUCUACCGUGGUAGAACCAGUUUCAUGCCGGUUAUGCCGGUUUGUGCCGGUUUUACCAAAAUUGACCAACAAAAUGGAGAUUUAAGAACAGAGUUGUUUUCCCCCGGUGGAAUUCUUUUCAGCUUCUUAAUUAUGCUUCUGCAUUCAGAGACAAUUCUCCCACGAAGUGAAGAACCCUGAGGCGAAUGUUUAUCUCUGCAAGUUACCUGAGGCGAGGAAGAAGGUGGCGAAUUGAGGCGUCAGAGGAGGAAGGGCUGCUGUUUCGUGCCUCGCCGGAGGUAUUUCUGCUGGCGAAUCGAGGCGUCGGAGGAAGGGCGGCUGCUGUCGAGUCGAGCCACCUCGUACCGGUUGCUGUGGAAUCGAGGCGUCGGAGGAAGGGCGCACCGGAAGGAGGCCACGCCAAGCCGCGCCGGAAGGAGAAGGAGAAGGAGGCCUCGCCGGAAGGAGAAGGAGGCGAUCGGAUGGGUCGGCUGGAUCGGAAGGAGGUGUUGCUCUUGCUCGGCUGCGGGAGAAGAAUGGGUCGUCGCGAUUUGUUGCUCGGCUGCGGAAGUGAAACCCUACAAUUAACAGCAAAACGCGAUCGUUUUUAAUUUUUUUUUUUUUUAAACAAAACGUCGUCGUUUGUGUCAUUUGGCCGGCAUCUCUCAUACCGGUUGAACCACCGGAAUUCCCGGUUUUGACCGAUUUUGACCGGCUUUGACUGGAGGGUUGUGCCGGUGGUAUUCCAGCCGGUUUCAUGACCGGCACCGGUUGGACCUGGUUCAACCGGCCGGCAUACCACUGGCAUGACAACCAUGGCUCAAGGGCUCAAGAUAGAGUGCAUAACCACCAAUCAAUAACCAAAUCUGAAGCAUUCAUUUAAAAAAUCCAGAUCUAAGAAUGAAGAAUUAAAGACAAUUUUUAUUUUUCCUAGCUUUCUUAAUUGACUCAUAUCUUUUUCGUUUUAACUCGGAUUUUAAUUUUUUUUGCACAGAUGGAACGAGUUCACCGUGCUCUACAAAAUGAGAUCAAUUUUCAAUAUUUUUUUAGAAAAAAAAAUUCUGACAUCUCGAUACCAACUGCAUACCAUAUGGUAUCUUCUUUGUUUUUAAUUCGUUUUUGAAAACGUUUGCACAGAAGGAACGAGUUCAUCAUGAUCUACUGGAUCUACAAAUUUCUGGGUGAACAAAUUACAGGACCAAAAAAUACCACACAAUACCAUACAAUACUACCCUGGUACGGGGUGGUAUUGUAUGGUAUCUUCUUAGUUUUUAAUUCGUUUUUGAAAACGUUUGCACAGAAGGAACGAGUUCAUCAUGAUCUACUGGAUCUACAAAUUUCUGGGUGAACAAAUUACAGGACCAAAAAAUACCACACAAUACCAUACAAUACCACCCUGGUACGGGGUGGUAUUGUAUGGUAUCUUCUUAGUUUUUAAUUCGUUUUUGAAAACGUUUGCACAGAAGGGACGAGUUCAUCAUGAUCUAUUGGAUCUACAAAUUUCUGGGUGAACAAAUUACAGGACCAAAAAAUACCACACAAUACCAUACAAUACCACCCUGGUACGGGGUGGUAAUGUGUGGUAUACAAUGUUAAAAGUCGUAAAUUACAAUUAAUAUACUUCUACUAUCAUGUAUUCAAUCAUCCUACAGUCUUGGUUUGUUCAUACCACCAUGGUACGUUUUUCAAAACAUAGGUAUGCUUUUAUUUCAAUACCAGUCAAUACCAUAUGGUAUAGACUGGUAAAAAAUGGCUCAAAUUUUUUUGUUCGAAAAAUAUAUUAAAGUGGAUAUCAUUUUGAAGAGCACAAUUAAUCUGAUCUAACUGUGCAAAAAAAUUAAAUUUCAACUUAAAAUGAGCGAGAAAUCGUCCGUCAAAGAUUAAAGAGGGAAAAAUUAAAGGUUUUCCAGGAGAGAGAGGAUGCUGAUGUCAUGCUGAUGUGGACGGGUUACUCAUGGUUACUCACCAUAAGGUUACUGACCUGAUCCAUUCCCAGGCUCAAGAUAGGGUGCAUAACCAUGGGUUAUGCACCCAUCAAUAACCAAAUUUGGACCUUUCAUUUAGAAAAUCCAGAUCUGAGAAUGGAGAAUUAAAGACCAUUUUUAUUUUUCCUAGCUUUUUUAAUCGGCUCAUAUCUUUUUCGUUUUAACUCGAAUUUUAAUUUUUUUUGCACAAAUGGAACGAGUUCAUCUUGCUCUACAAAAUGAGAUCAAUUUUCAAUAUUUUUUAAGAAAAAAAAAAUCUGGCCUCUCAGUACCAACUGCAUACCAUAUGGUAUUUUCUUCGUUUUUAAUUCGUUUUUGAAAAAGUUUGCACAGAAGGGACGAGUUUAUCAUGAUCUAUUGGAUCUACAAAUUUCUGGGUGAACAAAUUACAUGACCAAAAAAUACCACACAAUACCAUACAAUACCACCAUGUAUUAUGGUAUUUUCUUCGUUUUUAAUUCGUUUUUGAAAACGUUUGCACAGAAGGGACGAGUUUAUCAUGAUCUAUUGGAUCUACAAAUUUAUGGGUGAACAAAUUACAUGCCCAAAA
Messenger RNA from Linum trigynum, 2536 nucleotides. The record is from the annotation of a GenBank genome assembly. NCBI's taxonomy places the organism in Eukaryota, Viridiplantae, Streptophyta, Magnoliopsida, Malpighiales, Linaceae.